CCCACAAAGAGGCUGGACAAAUAAAAGGCUUUACUAAUUGUGAUUGUGCUACUUUUAAGAAUGUGAUCACAACGUGUUCGAUAUAAUACCUGAGAGAAUUUCCACAGGUUACUUGGAUGUGAGUUGGAUUUUUCGAGGGUUAGGAUGAUGAUUUUGGAUGUAUGCAAUGAGAUUCUAAAGAUCCAGAAGCUACGACGGGUCGUCUCUUACGCUGGGUUCUACAGCUUCACUGCCGCCCUUACAUUCUUCUAUACAAACAACACGACAAGAGCUGGAUUCUCAAGGGGCGAUCAGUUCUAUGCAUCGUACCCUGCCGGUACCGAACUUCUGACCGACACAGCUAAGCUGUACAAAGCGGCGCUUGGGAACUGCUAUGAAUCUGAGGAUUGGGGUCCUGUUGAGUUCCGUAUAAUGGCUAAGCAUUUUGAACGCCAGGGAAAGUCUCCAUACGUUUACCACUCUCAAUACAUGGCUCACCUUCUUUCUCAAGGCCAGCUCGAUGGAAGUGGCUAGAGGGAGGCGUUGAUGGAUUAUAAAACAACUCCGGUUUUCUGCUGUGUACCUAAUCUUGUUACUGCAAAGUCCAACUCUUUCCUCUUUGAGUCUCCCACCAAGAAAGAUAAGAAUAUGUCUUGGUGUAUUGAGCAUGGCAUAUACGCGCACCAAUGUAAUAAACACACUGUAAGAUCAGACCUUGAUUUGUUGUACAAGGCAAAAGCAGGCAGACAUUUUGAUUGACUAAGAGUAUACAAUCCCCGACUGAUUUUAUA
Messenger RNA from Brassica napus (rape), 770 nucleotides. RefSeq lists its product as uncharacterized. Lineage: Eukaryota; Viridiplantae; Streptophyta; Magnoliopsida; Brassicales; Brassicaceae. Bases 145 to 513 code for a protein of 122 amino acids. The record is from RefSeq and is a predicted model, not a curated record. The transcript has 4 exons.